Arachis stenosperma is the source of this 1880-nucleotide messenger RNA. RefSeq names its product tubby-like F-box protein 3. The record is from RefSeq and is a predicted model, not a curated record. Gene Ontology annotation, molecular function: protein binding. NCBI's taxonomy places the organism in Eukaryota, Viridiplantae, Streptophyta, Magnoliopsida, Fabales, Fabaceae. The coding region runs from base 154 to 1341 and encodes 395 amino acids. The transcript has 6 exons.
AAAUUUCAUUUCUUAUUCUUACACACACACAGAGCCACAUUGAUUCACUCCACCCACCAUAAAAAAGCUUCAAACUUUUUCCACCCCAUUUCUUCUUCCCUUCUUAAUCACCGAUCUGCGGUUGUUGGGUAAACAAAACAACGAUUCUCGACCAUGAUAAGGAGCAUAAUCCAAGACAUGAGGUCUCGUUCUCACCGCGUGGUUCAGGACUUAUCUUCCAUGGAAGAAGAUUCAGCACUUUCAGAGUUGAUCUCCGACGAUGGGUUGAGGCAGAGUUGCUGGGCGCAGAUGCCGCAGGAGCUGCUCAGAGAGGUGCUCAUCAGGAUCGAGGCGUCGGAGGCGGCGUGGCCGCCGAGGAAGAGCGUGGUGGCGUGCGCCGGAGUUUGCCGGAGCUGGAGACACAUCACUAAAGAGAUCGUUAAGACUCCUGAGCUAUCAGCAAAAUUGACCUUCCCAAUUUCUGUUAAACAGCCUGGUCCAAGGGAGCAUCUCCUCCAGUGCUUUAUAAGGCGCAACCGGUCCACCCAAACAUACUAUUUGUAUCUUAGCUUAUCUAAUACACUAUCUGAAGAUGGCAAGUUCCUUUUGGCUGCACGCAAAUGCAGACGUCCCACCUGCACAGAUUAUAUCAUCUCUCUGCAUGCAGACGACAUGUCAAAGGGAAGCAACACCUAUGUUGGAAAACUGAGAUCAAAUUUUCUUGGAACCAAGUUCACAAUCUAUGAUGGGCAGCCUCCCCAUGCCCGGGCAAAGAUUACAAAAAGUCGCUCCACCAGGCUGGUGAAUUUAAAACAAGUUGCACCCAAGGUUCCUACAGGCAAUUAUCCAGUGGCUCACAUAUCAUAUGAAUUGAAUGUGCUAGGCUCUAGGGGGCCUAGGAGAAUGAACUGCAUCAUGGAUUCCCUUCCUGCUUCAGCAAUUGAACCGGGAGGGGUGGCCCCUACACAGACCGAGUUUUCCCUCAGCAAUGCAGAUAUGUUCCCCACAUUCCCUUUUUUUCGAUCGAGGUCAAAUCGUGUUGACAACUCCCUUUCUGGACCCCUGGCUGAUCAAAAGGAUGGGGUUCUGGUGUUAAAAAACAAGGCUCCCAGGUGGCACGAGCAGCUGCAGUGUUGGUGCUUGAACUUUCAUGGGCGGGUGACAAUUGCUUCGGUUAAAAACUUUCAGCUGGUGGCUUCCCCAGAAAAUGGACCUGCUGGACCAGAACAUGAUAAGAUCAUACUCCAAUUUGGAAAAGUUGGGAAGGAUCUGUUUACAAUGGAUUAUCGAUAUCCUAUCUCAGCAUUUCAGGCAUUUGCAAUCUGCCUCAGCAGCUUUGAUACCAAGAUUGCAUGUGAAUGACAUUUGAACAGCUCUCAGCCAUAUUGAUAUUGCUAUGGUGCUGGAGAAGCUAGGUUUGAAUCCCACUUGGUGGGAAUCUAUCUCUAGAAAACCGCUUGGUAAAGGUGAUUGUUGGUUGGUGUUGAAACUGAGGUUGAAUGGAUGAGUUUCACUUGGUUCCUGGGAUCACAAGCUUCUGGGGAAGGUCACAAACAUCAGAUGAAAUUGUAAUGUUCCAAUGUUGAAUCCAGUUCUCCAUGUAAAUAAAUUUAAUUCUUUUUUUUUACUCUUUAUUUCCUUACAAUUUGCCCUCCAUUUGGUUGUUUAUACAAUACAGUGGUGAUAUCUGUUGAGAUUAUUAUGUUAGUAGGAGUAACUGCUGCAACUUUGGAUAGCCCUGACUUCAUCCUCUCAUAUGAACAUAUUAAGUGUGCAAGAGCACAAUUUCAAAAAGUUGUUUCCUCUACUUUGAUGUUAUGCCUUAGAAAUUCUUAGCUGUUACAACUGAGAAAUAGCAAUGAGUUAUCAAGAGCAUUAAAGAAUUCAGCUCUUUUCAUUAA